AUGAUCAACGACUCGUCCACCUGGGCGAGUGGCAACACCACCUCUGCCAUCCCCGACGCCGCCCACCUCACCGCCCUCCUCACAACCCGUGCAGCGCUCCCCCUAUACCUCAUCCUCUUUCUCUAUAUCCUCUCUCACAUCCCGUCCUUCCUCGACCGCUUCGCAGCCACACCAUCACCGUCCACCUCGGCGUUCGUCAUCCCGGCCCUCACCCGGCACGCGCGCUUCCUCCCCACUCCCUCAGCCCACGCGUUCAAGUACAACACCCUCUACCUCGCCGUCCGACUCGAUGCGCUCGAAUCGCGUCGACUCGACACGCCCGCCUUCGCAUGGAAGGGCAACCUGCUUCAGCCCGAGUACGUCGACACUGCGGCGCUGGCGGGCGAGCGGAAUGUGACCCCCGUCGGCAAGGCUGUAGCCGACGGAGGGGAGGGGUGGAAAGCGAAGAUGCGUGCGGCGGAGCGAGUGGAGCGACGGCGAUUGGAGGAGAAGCGGACGAGGAAUGAGAGGGUACGCCGGAGUCUCACCGGUUUGCAUCCUAGAUCGUAUCUCCGGACCAAUUUACCAGGAGAGAAAGGGAACUGGGUCAAGGGGUCGAUCCUGCUCAAGCUGGCGUACGAGCUGCGCGAACGCGGGCUGAUGAACACCGGACCGCAGGAUGCAGACACCACGAAGGACUGGAGGGACGAAUUGGGCCAUGUGUGGACGGUUACCAUGCCUUCGGUGGCGGGAGUGACGGGGAUCAAUCCUCUCACGGUGCACUACUGCUUCCGCCCGCACAGCUUCCCUGCCAAAUCCACCCAGGCCAAGGGUGAGCAAGACAAGCGCGGCGUGUUCUGGCUCGUCGUCCUCGAAGUGCACAACACCUUUUCCGAGCGACACAUCUACGUCCUUCGAUCUGGCGUCGAUGAGGACUUGCCGCGCCGCGAGGGGUACGCUCACCAAUGGACGUUUCCUCGCUCGUUCCACGUGUCGCCGUUCAACGAUCGAGGUGGGUUCUAUCGCCUUUUCCUGCGACAUCCGCUACCCACUUCCUCGUCAUCGUUCGACUUGGGCAUUCGGUUGCUGCUGCUGGUCGAAUCCGAUUCGACGCCGCCAAAGUUGGAAAAGAAGCUCAUGGCGACACUCGAUUCCCUCCCGCCAUCCAAAAAUGGACGGUCCGUACGCCCGCUCUCCCCCGCCACACUCACCGCCGCACUCCUGCGUCAACCGCUGGACCUGUUCCUCACAUUCAUCCGCAUCCUCUGGCAAGCGGGCAAGCUGCAUUUCGCCAAAAAGCUCGAUGCGUUCGGUCGACCGGACAUGGUCCAGCCCACGGAAGUCGCGGGCAAAUGGGACGGGGUAGGACUUCCACCCCCCCUCAAUCGGAUUCAGGCUCAUCGUGCGGAGGGGAAGGCUGCGGUGGGUGGGGGACUGGUCUACCCCGAAGCGGGGUGGGGCGAGCGUGUGGCCAAGGACCACGUGCGCACUCUGUUGGAGAAGAGGGUUCGAGAGACAGAAGGAUGGAGGGUGAAGAUCCAUUCGACCGAUCCGGCGGAUGAAGGGUUGGACGUGGGGUUGGGGCCAAAGGAGUUGGUGCUCUACACGAGGUCCUUCGGGGUGUAUGUGGAUCUCAUGACGUAUCAACCGCGAUUGGCGUUGCUGUUGGGAAGCAGGGUUGGGCGACGGUGGGGCGUGAACUCUGUCGAGUUGUUCAACGAGUUCUUCGCCAACCCUGCAUCGCAGACAGGGGUGCGGAAGAGACAUCUCGAUUUUUUGCUCGCCUCUGCAGACCGACCGGACGCGCUACAGACGCUGCAAAAGAUCGGCAUAGACCUGGUGGCCCCGAAAAAGGAAGGGGAGAAGGAGGGUUGGAAGGUGACCACGGCGCUCUGGAUGGGGUACGCUGCGGCGGUGGCGGAGAAGAAGCUCUUCGCAGCGUUGGGUGCGAGGUACGUCAAGGGCACGGAGCCGUGGUUGGAGCUGCAACGCGGGUUGGACUGGAUCGAGGCAGACGAAAGGGAGGAAGAGGCUGAGAAGGACGCGAAGGAACAAGACGGGGCGAUGUGGGACACUCGCUUGGGCAGCGUGUACAAUCCUUGA
Kalmanozyma brasiliensis GHG001 is the source of this 2082-nucleotide messenger RNA. Its product is annotated as Protein of unknown function DUF1365. The transcript has a single exon. NCBI's taxonomy places the organism in Eukaryota, Fungi, Basidiomycota, Ustilaginomycetes, Ustilaginales. The record is from RefSeq and is a predicted model, not a curated record. Bases 1 to 2082 code for a protein of 693 amino acids.